AUGAUCAACCCGGGAAACGGAGCAUUGUGCAUUUCGAUUGUCGGAAAAGAGAACGCUCGUUUAUGGUCUGGAUUGUCGGAUGACGCGAGCCGGGUCGUUUGUGAAGUCGAGCUCUUCGCCCACGUUUCACUCGAUAUCGUCGAUGAAAGAGCGACAAAGGCCACCGAGAACUAUUUGGGACAAGUCUACAGCGAUCAUUUGUACAAGUGUUUUGCUUACGUGAGCAGUACUGGAGUGAAAUUUGUUCUAGUUACCGAUUCAAAAUCACAAGGAUUACGGGACAGUGAAAUGAGGGCGAUCUUCAAGAAACUCCAUCACGCCUACUGCAAUGCAAUCAGCAAUCCGUUUUACGUGGUUGGACAGCCAAUUAAAUCGAAACAUCUCACCGAGGCGGCCAAACAAAUCUUCGCACAA
Messenger RNA from Mesorhabditis belari, 414 nucleotides. Lineage: Eukaryota; Metazoa; Nematoda; Chromadorea; Rhabditida; Rhabditidae. The record is from the annotation of a GenBank genome assembly.